ACCGAAUAAACAACAUGGCCACCGCUUGAGGCCCUGCCGCGAGGCUAUCACCCGUAAGGCAACCUCGCCACCGACGACGAGGUCAAAAUUACCCAGUGAAGAGACGCACGACGCCUGCGCAGUCUCGCUAAUAGUUCCAGUGUCACGAGAACCGCAGGAUGGCGGGGAAGAAGGGAGCGGUCGCCCAGCUGCAGAUAGAAGUGAACACCGAGGAAGACUGGCAGAAGCUGCUGGCCAAGGAGGGACUCAUAGUGGCGGACGUGUACUCCGAGUGGUGCGGACCGUGUAUCGGCAUGAUCGGCAUCCUCAGGAAGAUCAAGCUGGAGAUAGGCGGGGACCUGCUGGUGCUGGCCACGGUGAAGUCCGAUGCGAUCGAAGACCUGGCAAGAUUCCGAGGCAAGAGCGAGCCAACAUGGAUGUUCAUAUCGGGCGGCAGGAUGGCCAACCUGAUGUUCGGCGCGAACGCCCCGCGGCUCGGCAGGAUGAUCAUCGCCGAGCUGGAGAACGAGAAGCGGGCCCAGGCCGGCGAGAAGCCGCGCGAGACGAUGCCUUUCGAUCAGCUGACACCGGAGGAGAAGGAGCGAGAAGAAAAGAAAGAAAAGAAGAGACUAGAAGCAUUGGCGAAAGAAGAGGCUGAAAAAGCGGCGGAGGCCGCACGGGUGCUGGAUGCGAAGCUCGCGGCGCUGGAGCGCUCCCUGGCCGACUACACGUUGGUGGCGCUGCGGCCCGAGUUGUUCCAGGACGGCCGCAGCGAGGCGCUGGUGGUCCUCAUGGAGGCACUGGCCCCGUACCGCUACCGCAUCGAACAGGAGACGCUCGUCGAGGCCGACCACCCCGCCGUCCUGCAGUUUAUGACCCCGAAGAAGGUGGCGGCGCAAGGCGGCCACGAAGCGGAGGAGCAGCGGGUCCCCGAAGGGGCCGAGGAGUCGCCGGAGGGGGAGGCGGGCGAGCCGGAGGGUGAGGAGGAACAGCAGGAGGCGGUCCCGGAGGAGGCGCCGCCGGACACCCGGGUGACCGUGAAGCUGCUGAGGCUGGAGCGGCCGGGCGCCGGCGACGAGGGCGCCGCCAGCGAGGAGGCGGGGGAGGCGGCCCCGGGCGAGGCCCCCGCGGAGGAGGAGCGUCCCGACGCGCUGGAGCUCGUGCGCCAGGCCGUCUACCACGAGCUGCCACUCACCGAGCUGGACAUCAAGCUGGGCGUCGACCAGACCGGGCUGCUGAAGAGGUUCUGCCCGGCGGCGCCCGCGGACGCGCCCUGCCUGUGGACGCCGACCACGGCGCGCGACAAGGCCGCGGCGCUGCUGGCGCUGUUCCCCGAGCUGGCGGAGCAGCACCUGCCGCCCCAGGCGCAGCCCGUGCCGCCGCACGUCGCGCUCAUGUUCGACUCCACCAAGAUGCGCGCCGUGGCCGCGCUCGUCGACGACCACCGCGACGAUGUGCUGCACGUGGGCUUCUUCAGCGGGCCCGACCCCGCCGCCUCGGAGCGCCUCGCGUCGUCCCUGCGGCGCUACGAGCGGCUGCCCUCCAAGAACCCUGGCGAUACCCUCGUGGUGGUGCUCAACCGGACGCACAGCGAGCCGUUGCUGUCCUUCUGCACGCAAGCGCCUUUCUACAUCAGCCCGAACGUGGAGGACGGCGCGCGGCUGAGGGAGGCCUUCUUCCCGCCGGGCGUGGAGGAGGCAGAGGAGGAGGACCCCGAAGAGUUGGAGGAGGCGCCCGAGGAGGGCGAGACGGGCGAGGAGGGCCUCCUCAUCCCCGAGGACCACGAGCUGGACCUGCUGGAGGGCGAGGUGGGCGCGCAGCCGGAGCCGGAGCCGGAGCUGGAGCCGGAGCCGGAGCUGGAGCCGGAGCCAAAGCCGGAGCUGGAGCCGGAGCCGGAGCCGGAGCCGGAGUCGGAGCCGUCGGCCGAGUGAUGCCGCCUGCUCCCUGGUCUCCCUGGACCUGACAGGAUGCACAGAGUGCUGCUUCUGUCCUUCUGCCCUGCACCCGCACUCGCCUGCGUCGUCCCGAACAUGGAGGCCUUCUCCCCGCCAGGCGUGGAGGAGGAGAAGAGAAGCCUACGUCCAAUGAGGAAGGCCAUCUGUUUCCUCACGACCUCGCUCCUGACCAACUAGACACCGACUCUGGCGACCCAUCCCGAACAUGGAUGUCUUCUCCCCGCCGCGCAUGGAGGAGGAGCAGAGAAGGCCACGUCCAACGAGGAAGGCCAUCUGUUUCCUCACGACCACGCUCCUGACCAACUAGACACCGACUCUGGCGACCCAUCCCGAACAUGGAUGUCUUCUCCCCGCCGCGCAUGGAGGAGCAGAGAAGGCCACGUCCAACGAGGAAGGCCAUCUGUUUCCUCACGACCACGCUCCUGACCAACUAGACACCGACUCUGGCGACCCAUCCCGAACAUGGAUGUCUUCUCCCCGCCGCGCAUGGAGGAGCAGAGAAGGCCACGUCCAACGAGGAAGGCCAUCUGUUUCCUCACGACCACGCUCCUGACCAACUAGACACCGACUCUGGCGACCGUAGCCACCAGCUCCACCAAAUUGCCCAUCAAACAACCCACCAUUUGGUUUCACAUCUAUCAUAUUAGGUUCAUUAAUUUUUUUUUCUAAUUGAUUUAACACCACCUAAAUAUUUAUAUUUUUACCUCUCUUUAUAUUUUAGCCUAUUUAUAAAAAAUAUUUAAUAAAUUGCUGAG
This is a messenger RNA of Bacillus rossius redtenbacheri, 2689 nucleotides long. Its product is annotated as titin-like. Lineage: Eukaryota; Metazoa; Arthropoda; Insecta; Phasmatodea; Bacillidae. The transcript is spliced from 10 exons. Bases 159 to 1910 code for a protein of 583 amino acids. The record is from RefSeq and is a predicted model, not a curated record.